CAUCAUUUCAAGGCGCUUGGGACGAUGGAGCUGUCUGUAGCAGAACCAAUCGACGCAAACGGCGGGCCCUCUUCAGUUCAGACCCAGCCUGAUGGUUCUCUUGCCAAGAUAGUGAUCGAGCCAACCCCGAGGAAUCAAAGCUUGUACAACGAAGUGCGAACACAGCAUGAAUUCAAGCGUCGUCCAGUGCACGUGGCACCACCACUUUCGAAGUACGGUACCCUCCGCCUCGCGCCAGCUAGUAGCACUAAUGACUCGGCCCCAUUCGUUUCCCAGGAGGGAGGACACCAGCGCAAGGGCCGGAGAAGACGCUCUUUGCAAUGGGAGAAGCGCUUAACUGCCGCUGUCUUGAGAAGGUUUGACAUAGCCUGUCAAUUACACAGGAAGAAGAAAAUCAUGUGUUCAUGUUACGACUUAUCCUUGCUCGAGGAGGCGUGGCUCCAGAAACAAGUCGCCGCCCCUUCCUCCAUGACCAAUGAUCAUACUCCACGCCAGGACCAUUAUGACGGGGGUGACUCACAUCCUGCUGGCCUGGUUUCGCUGAUGCCGUUCGGGCAUGAGGACGAGCAUGAUCGUUCAACACAUGUUGACCGCAUCAAUACUCAACCUGAUUUUGGUUACGGAAGCGAUCUAGCAUGGCCCUAUGGAGAGCCGCGCCAUCAGAAGCACCAAAGCCAUGAUUCGCGAAAUAAUAACCUUUCGCCACUGGCAGAGGAUAUCAUUUCUGGACCUUAUAGCGAAAUGGACACUGAUUCACAGGACAGCAGUGAGCUCUACUCGGUCAAUACUGAUGUCCUCACCCAGUAUUCCGAUGCGGGGAGCUUGCUCGCACGUGAGGACUCCUACUCCGCAGCUUUCGCAUGCAAAUUACGGGACGACAUAAAAAGCCAUCUGCAGGAUCCGAACGACUUGCUGAGGGCGUCCAGUAAAAUCUCCAGUCUGCUUCAGAGCUUUUCCUUGGAGUUAUCUCGGUGUGACAGUCGACAGCUCCUCCGUGACUUGACUUUCCAAAUCCACAAGAACAGAAGCAUCAUUGUUGAGCAGGUCUGUGAUCUCAACAGUGGCACCAAGAAUAUGCCUUCAAACAUUUUUGAAAACAAUGAUGAUGAACACAAUGAGAGCGACGACAGUAGUCCGCACCGGCUAAAAGCUCCAACCCGACGGAGCAGACAAGCCAUUCUCGAUUGGGUUCAUCAACAAGACGACUCGGUAGGCGACCCCCUUGAGCUGCCAGAGACGGAAGAUGCGAUGGAUCAUUCGGAAUUUGCUCGUUAUGGCGAUAUUGUGGAUGGAAGCCCCGCCUAUCAAUGGUUACUCUCAACCAUCCGUCUCGUCUCUUCUUUAUGGGCCCCAGAAACCGAUAUUUUCACAGAAAUCCGCACUGCCGUUGCGGAAGUGUUAGUACCUGCCAGAAUCAGCAGAUACAGACAGGUACAAGCAUUUUCAGCCGCUAUUGACAUUCAUUGGGACCCCACGAAAUUCUUCCAUGGCCAGGAAUACGACCAGCUUCCGUUCGAAGUAUUCAAGAAAGUCAUCGUAUUCACGGGGGGCCAAGUGAACGCGCAAGCAACGACGUGCGAAGAAUACCUGUGUUCAGUCUGGCCGUGCACGGCACCAAUCAUGCUAAGAUGUCUCGAGGCACUCCUGAGAGACGACCAUUGUUAUAUACAGCUCGGCCAUGAUGUCCUGUUCUCUGGCUCAGAUGUCCAUAUGUUCGGGGGCACUGAUUGUGUGUCCGCCGUGAUCCGUGGUUCCGCCAUUCUUAUCGGAGAACUUUGUGAGCAGUUGGCCUGGCUUGGGGCCACGUUCCGAGAAUGCCAUCCUCACGGCAACCUGUCUUUCUGCACUCCUUUCAUAGAUUCACUUCGCAAAAUGGCAAAUGGGUACCUCUUCUGCACGAUACGCUUCCGCAGGCAGAGCAUUACGCAGACUGAUCAGUCCUUGAGAGGUACUUGUUGGCAUAUUCUCUGCGGCAGCCGAUGUAUCGUUCGAGGGUUUCCGAUACCAGCCCGAGCACCAGAUCAAUGCGGACUCGAGAUCUCCGUAGGACUCAUGGCUGCUCUCAGUCAAGCGCGGUACCUCAAUAAUUUCCGCUCGACUCUCACGAUCAAAGGCUUCUCAACCCUCAUAUAUCCUUCGUAUCUCCAAGGAAAUGUUAUUGGAUGGCACUUGGAACACAACAAGGAUGGUAGCCACAUGUCAUUCAGCCGUGGUGUCAAGGUCGAUCGUAUUGACAUAAGCACCCAUGAAGCUGGAACCUGUCGCCAUAUACUGGGUUGGUGCUCAGAUUCGAUUAUUCUUGCAGGAACUUCCGUGGCCUCGUACAACAUUGAGCACUCAGGACUACCCUUAGUGGUUGAUGGAUGUUCUCUAAAAGGCGCAGAGAUGCGGAGGGGUAUCCUUGUGGCCUCAGUCAGGGCUUUCAUGCUUGGCAACCAAGACAUCUCGAAACGCCUCACAAGGGACAGCUUCACCACCAACAUGAAGUGGCUGGAGACGCAAAAGGUUGUUUUAUGGGACGAGGGCGAUAAGAGGGGCUGGAUGGUCAAUGGACCGAGCGCGUUACUCCAUAUUCUCCGUGCAUACAUUCGUCACAUGGAAACCGGGGCCUAUCAGUCAAUCUUAUUGCUGCGCAACGAGGAUAUUAUCGAGUGCGGCGAAAACUACUCAGCUCGGAUGGCGAUCCAGACACUUUUGGAACCGCAAAAUCGGCGUAAGAAGCUAUUCGUCGAUGACGAGGAGACAUUGCAAGACAAGAUCGAAUAUUUCUACAAUGUUCUCGACCAGCUCAUUGGCUAUCAAGAGCACAGAGCUGGCACAGACUCGAAGUUGCGCCCACAACAACGGAGAGACUUGCUUGAAGGAUGGGAUCUCGAAAGCUUCGCAGCUUCCGCGGACCCAAUCAAACCUCGCAUCGCCACAAUACCUGUGAUUGGGCGGAGCUGGGUCGACUUUGUCAAUGCAAUGCGAGCGCCGAUAUUGUUUGGAAGAGGCUUUGGUGAUAUCAUUCAGCAGUCUCCAGCCUGUGAUGCUGCAACUACAUGGAGCCGUGUUCCUAUUGAUAGCUACUAUCUCACCGCGCUAUACAGCGAUCUCCCUAGGUGCGAGAUGGUUUUAAACAGGACUUACCAAUGGAUGCUACAAUUUGGCGAGAAUGCCAUUUGGCAUGGGCCUGGGCUGGGGCCAAUUGUGGAAGGUCACGGGGCCUCACGAAGACUGGACGCAUCUGCCCUGGUGCAAGUCCUGCUGCCCAAAGGCGCCUCUGACGAACAUCGUGUGACCGAGGUCCCGAAAAUAGCGACGCACCGUCAGCUAGCUCUAAUUUUCGGGCACAACCCAUCUUUCAGCUGGUCCUGGGGAGAAUCGGGGCCUCCAGUCAGGGGCGAGGUGUCCAGGCCGCCUAAAUCAGCCGCCCAACGAGUCGUCUCUCCAGACAGCGGCUUCUGGUCAGGGUCUUCUGCCUCAACCAGUCAAUCGGUGCCGCCACCGCCGCAGCAAUGGAUCCCUGAGAUUGCCAUACUGUGCGCGCUUCCUCUGGAGCUUAAAGCUGUGAGGGCUCUGUUCGAGAACAGCCAUCACUACGACGGACCAACCAUCGAAGGCGACAGUAAUUCGUAUGUUUCUGGACGUUUUGGAGGAUACAACGUGGUAGCCAGUAGCAUCGGGUAUGGCAGGUCUCAAGCGUCCAGCGGCUUCGCGAACGUCAUGCGAAGCUUUAGACAUCUUCAAUUUUGUCUCCUCGUUGGUAUCGGUGGCGGUAUUCCCUCCGCAACCAAUGACGUCCGUCUCGGCGAUGUCGUGGUCGGAACUCCCUCUGGCUACAAACCUGGGGUUGUGCAGUAUGAUGCAGGUAAGGCCUUUGAAGGCUACGUCGAGGCGUCCCAGCUCUAUCCCGUACAACCGCCGCGAGAGCUUCUGUCAGCCAUUAGUCGGCUCCGAUCAGCGCCCUCUCCGCCAAAGGAGCCUCUAGAAGUUGACAUACAACAUAUUGUGCGUGCCAACCCCUCGAGCUGCCAUCCGGGACUAGCACGAGACAUCCUCUAUGAGGCAGAGCCGUCACAAACACCGGGCCGUACAAGUGCCUGCGCCGAGAAGUCAUGCCACUGUCGCGCUCUGCCUCGCGCCGCACGACCGUCGACCACUCCCGUCGUGCACUACGGCGUGAUCGCGUCGGGCGGCUACGUCGUCAAGAGCGCGGCCCUGCGCGACGACUUUGCCAGGAGGUUCGGCGCGCUGUGCGUCGAGAUGGAGGCCGCAGCUCUCGUUGACGUGCAGAAGCCCUGCCUGGUGAUCCGGGGCAUCUGCGACUACGCCGACGCGCACAAGAAUGACGCGUGGCAGGAGUAUGCGGCGGCAUCGGCGGCGGCCUACGCAAAGUACCUGUUGGAACAGUCGAGGAUGGGGGCGGGGAGUAGUGCGCGGGUAGCCACGAGGACGACGAGGAGGGAUUCGGCAGAUGCGGUAGCGACGGCUCGUGCUGGGAAGAGGCCCUGUUUGGAUUGGGAGUCAUGAUAUGAUUGGGCUUUUGGCAGUUUACUUACCUACCUAGAUCUUUCGGAAAGUAGAGACUUAGUAUACAACCCAUCGAAUCGUCUGCG
Molecule: messenger RNA, 4598 nt
Organism: Microdochium trichocladiopsis
Lineage: Eukaryota; Fungi; Ascomycota; Sordariomycetes; Xylariales; Microdochiaceae
Exons: 6
Coding region: 25-4512 (1495 amino acids)
Biological process (GO): nucleoside metabolic process
Molecular function (GO): catalytic activity
Source: RefSeq, a predicted model, not a curated record